AUGGCUAUACCAAACCUGUUCCGGAGAUCAGACGAAAACACCAGAACAGCAUGGGGCUACAGUUUUCAAUGGACCCCCGAACAUUUGUCGGGGGAGCAGAUGGAGCCCAUGAAGCAUUCCUAUGACAGAUUAGCCGAUGAGUGUCUUACGCGACUAAAUGAGAUCUCGCCACCCCCACAAAAAGCCCUACCUCGAACGACCGAUAGAGGGGCCCAGAACAGCAAGACUGGAAAGGAGAAACCAAAGAGAGAUCUCUAUCUGCUCCUACGAGAUAAUGCGGAUAAGGACGAUAAAUUAGCAGAAUUGUGGAAUCAAGUGAAUACUGUUCCCGACUGGGUGGACUGGGACCAGAUCGAGAGGGGCCAGGAGGUGUUCUACCGAUAUGGUAUCCCAGCUCUGAAUGCGCUUGGAUUCGAGAGUCUGCUAGGAGGAAUGGGUGCUGGACGCAUCGUUGAAACCCUUGCUCGCACGGGGGGGUUUUCAGCAAAAAUUGCCCGGCACCGGAUGUUCGAGACGACUCAGUUUGUUUUCCAAGUCACCAUGUCCCUCAAGAAUAUCCAGCCAGGAGGAGACGGCUUUGCUUCCGCAGUAAGAGUUCGGUUGCUCCAUGCAGCUGUCCGAGCGCGCAUCCUCAACCUGGCCAAAACAAGACCAGAUUAUUAUAGUGUGGAGAGGUUCGGCGUCCCAGUCAACGACCUGGAUUGCAUCAGCACGAUCGGGUCGUUUUCCACCCUCCUGGUCUGGCUCAGCUUACCGCGCCAGGGCAUUUUCCUCCGCGAACAAGAAAUCCUCGAUUAUAUUGCUUUUUGGCGUCUGGUGGCUUACUACCUUGGUACGCCAACUAAGCCAUUUGAGUCACCUGAAAAAGCACGGAAAAUGAUGGAAUCCAUCCUUGUGUAUGAAGUCAACCCGACCGAGAUGAGUAAGAUCUUGGCGAACAAUAUCAUCACCAGUCUGGAAAAUACACCUCCUGCAUGGGGAAGCCGUGGGUUCUUGGAAGCUACUGCUCGCUGGCUAAAUGGUAAGGAGCUUUCUGAUAGGCUUGGUAUUGGAACACCGGGAUACUACUACUAUGGGUUGGUACUUGGGUAUUGUAUUUUUGUCAGUUUGUGGUGCUAUGUCCAAAGGACCUUCCUCUAUUUGGAUAGAAGACACAUUGCCAGAAUGCGCCGCCAUUUCUGGAAGAUCAUUCUCGACGAGAAGAUCGGACUUGGCGAGGAAACCAAGUUCGACUUCAAAUACGUGCCCGGUUACGAUCUGACGACGGAACAGGGCGGGAAGGUCGAGCGUAUAAAGCAAAACUUUGGUAUCGAGCUGCUGGGUUUCUUGGGUUUGGCUGGGGCUACAGUCACCACAGCUGCGAUGGGAACUAUUGGGUAUGUGACAUAUUUGAGGGCACAGUGGGGGUGGAAGUUGAUGGAGAUACUCGCCAGCGUAACGAUAGGCUUUAGCCAGCUUCCCAGUUUUAACUCCAUCCUAGGUUCUUCCACCACUAACUACCCCUUCGAAAGCAGCUUGCAUGGCUUAACUAACCCAGCGACCAGUCUCAUCUGUGAGGACAGCAAAUCCAGCUCUAGACUGCGUGGCUGUUUCAAGUCGAGAAACUCUCAUGCUCUGUUCUGGUUCGUCGGCGCCCGCAACGAGGGGCUCAAACAGUCUGAGUUGCAGCCCCGAUCGCCAGUCUCCACACCGCACAACACUCGAUGAACUAACUACAUUUAGAGCUUCGCGGUUUCAUCAGGCACUCGUAAAGGAGGAUCCUACAGCUAACGAGCUUUUCAUAAAUAGGAGGAUUUGUAUUCGAUUUUCCUACGCCUCUAUUACAACUCAUCUGGGAAACCCGUUCCUGGGCUCAGAGAUGACGCCCAUGCCUGAUCCUGCUAAGCGCCAUGGGAGAUCAAUCAACAAGAACUUCCACAAGAUCGCCGGCGUUCUAAUAAUACUUCUAUUAUGAUCAAGCCACCAGCCUACUAGCUAAUGUCGUGCAGAUGGCCAAGGUUGCGACACGAAUCUUCACGCCGCGUACCUGCAGGCGGUUAAGGUUUUCCUAGGCGUUUGAGAGGGCAAGCGAGAAAGCCAGCGAGUCCAGUGACUCUGGAAGGGGCCAGAUGCAACACGCAAAAAUAAGCCUCCUCGAAAUGGAGCUCUUCCAGCCAAACACAGAGAAAAUACGGCGACGACGUGCCGAUUCUACCAGCAAGCUAGACAGCUUGGCGAUCGCAGCGGGUUUCCGGGUUCCACCAGGCACCAGUCAAAUCAGGCACAGGAUCUCGGCGCAUCCUUGCCGACAACCUCUGGCAGCUUCGUAAUGUCCAUUGACCAGUCAAUUACCGGCGUUUCGAUCUUGAACUGUCAACAUGCUACUCCUCUCUGAGGGGAAAAGAGGAAGAGAGAUGUUUCUCGCAACGCUAACUAGCUCUAGCUAUAUGUUUUCAGGCUAAAAGGAUGUUUUAUUGGUAGAUUAACUUUCUACCUCUCGUUUCAUCUCUCUUUCUCAGGCUUCCGAAGAAGGGAAGUUUCGCGCCCAAAGGAACCAAGAGCCAGCGAGGUUUGACCUGGCAACCGCAAGACUGGAAAAUCAGCAUGAGUGAACUAAAAUAAUGAAACAGCAAACAGCUGUCUUCAAGCUAAACGCCUAGCCAAGGGAAACUUUCAGUUUCUAUUUGGGUUAUUUUGUCUAAAGCCCGGCGCCUGGUCCCUAGUUAUCGGCGGAAGAGCAGAGUUCCGGUUUUUUUUUUUUUUUUUUUUUU
Molecule: messenger RNA, 2750 nt
Organism: Blastomyces gilchristii SLH14081
Lineage: Eukaryota; Fungi; Ascomycota; Eurotiomycetes; Onygenales; Ajellomycetaceae
Exons: 5
Coding region: 1-1707 (568 amino acids)
Molecular function (GO): oxidoreductase activity
Source: RefSeq, a predicted model, not a curated record